AUGCUUCAUCCAAUCCUUGACAUCAGCAGUUUCAAUGUCGCUAUCACAUUCUCUGGUAUAUUCUUGCUUGGUUUUGGGUUCAUCUCGUUGAAAAUAAAACAGAGAUGGUACCUUGGGGAAGCAUUGCCUUCGUUCAUUUUCGGGGCUCUUCUAGGCCCGUUUACCACAAAUCUAAUAAACAUGAGCCGAUGGAGCAAUGGUGGUGACGGGGAAGAUAUCGGAGGCAUUGCUUAUGCACUGGCACGCCUUGUCCUUGGAAUUCAAAUGAUCAAAGUUGGCUAUGAACUGCCCAAGCGAUACCUACGUCGACGGCUGGUUGAGCUGACAAUUUGUCUACUCCCCUUGAUGGCGAUACAAUGGCUGGCUACUUCAGCAUGCAUCAAGUUGAUGAUACCCCACUUAUCUUUUUUGACAGCCUGUAUCAUUGGAUCCUGUGUCAUCUGUAUAGACCCGGUUUUAUCUCAAGCGAUCGCAAAGGGCCCCUUUGCCGACAAGUAUGUUCGACGGCAGCUUCGAGAAUUUAUUUCGGCCGAAGCAGGUGGAAAUGAUGGAUUUGGAUUUCCUUUCCUUCUGCUCUCAAUUGCAUUACUACGAUACGAUGAAGCUCCAAAUAACGGCACGGGGCCGAUGAGACGUGAUUGGAUCGGAGAGACCGAUACUGGUCGGUUUGGUGGAGAUGUCGGUCGCGCCUUGGCGCAUUGGGCUGUGGAAGGAGUUCUGUACAUGAUUAUGAUGGGCUCGGGGUAUGGUCUUUUCGUUGGAUUCGUCGGUCGGAAAGGCUUGAAUCUGGCUUCCAAGAGAAGGUGGAUCGAUAGGGAGAGUUUUGUAUUAUUUCCAGUUGCUCUUGGGCUAUUCAUCGUUGGCACUUGUGGCUGCUUCGGAACCGAUGAAACCCUUGCUUGCUUUAUUGCUGGAUGUGCACUGAACUGGGAUGGCUCGUACCACUCCGAGAUUGAGGCACGACAUGAUUCUUUCAACUCGUCAAUUGAGACGGUUUUGAAUUUUGGCACGUUCGUCUUUCUUGGAGCUGUCAUGCCAUGGGAUCAGCUCCAUAUGCCUCAUGUUACUGGAAUUACAGUCGCAAGAUUGGUCUCAUUGGGAAUCCUGAUUGUAUUAUUUCGACGAAUCCCUGCUAUAAUGCUUGGAUAUCGGUUCAUGCCCAAGGUUUGCAGUGAUUGGAAGGAAGCUCUGUUCAUGGGGUACUUCGCUCCGAUAGGCAUUGGGGCGAUUUGCUAUGUCGAAUAUGCUCGUCGAUUACUUCCUGAUCCUGGUGAAAGUGAUGCUGAGAUUAACUAUCUAACGGCGGCUAUGAUUCCAGUGGUUUACUGGCUAGUCUUCUUCUCAAUUGUCGUUCACGGACUUUCAAUCCCGGUGCUGAACGGUAUCUACAAGUGGCUACGGGUCCCCGUUAUCUACGAUCACCCUGUGGAGAUUUUACUGCUUUCGGAAAAUGAGCCCAUCCCCAAUAACAGCGUCGUGAACCGGCAAGCCCACCACGUCACAGUAAACAAUCGUUUUUCCUGCAUCUCUAAUCACACCGGGGGGUCGGAGCUCGGCAGUCGUCACCAAGGAGAGUUAGACACUGUAACGAUGAUUUUGCGAUCCAGCGACCAGGACCGAGACACUUGUUCUCUAGCACGAAGCUCAACAAAGGGGUCAUCGCAUCAACUUGAGCAGGCCACUGCUAGGGAAAUAGUUUGA
Penicillium daleae is the source of this 1701-nucleotide messenger RNA. Its product is annotated as putative plasma membrane antiporter. The record is from RefSeq and is a predicted model, not a curated record. The transcript has 9 exons. Gene Ontology annotation, cellular component: plasma membrane. Gene Ontology annotation, molecular function: sodium:proton antiporter activity. NCBI's taxonomy places the organism in Eukaryota, Fungi, Ascomycota, Eurotiomycetes, Eurotiales, Aspergillaceae. The coding region runs from base 1 to 1701 and encodes 566 amino acids. Gene Ontology annotation, biological process: sodium ion export across plasma membrane; regulation of membrane potential; proton export across plasma membrane.